AUGUCCGAAACACAUAUUGAUCGUUCUUAUUAUUCACCGCUAUCCAAUGAAAUUGCAUCAUGGCAACGUGAUUAUACACCUGGACCGCUUACUCAGAAUGAGUUUUAUCAAUUUUUUGAAGAUGGUUUUGUUAUUAAACAUAAUUUAUUACAACGAGAUCAAUUAGAACCAGUAAUUCAAAGUAUAGAACGCGUAGUCGAUGAAUUAGCACAAGAGCUUUACCAAGCGGGUAAAAUUCAAGAUCUACAUGAAAAUGAUGGUUUUUAUCAACGUUUAACUGCAAUUGAUUCACAGUUUCCAGGUGCUGCUGUUAUUCUGCAUAAACGUGGUGUUUUGCCACCAGAAAUUGCAUCAUUAUGGUCGAGCAAGACAUUACUUAGUGUUGCUAAACAAUUACUCGGACCUGAUGUUGCUGGACAUCCGGUACCCAAUCAAGAACAAGUCACUGUUCCUUGGCACCAAGAUACUGCUUAUUUAAAUAAAGAAUGUUGGAAUGUUCUUCAAGUAACAGCAUGGAUUCCAUUAUUAGAUGCAAAUAAAGAAAAUGGAUGUAUGCAGUUGUUACCUGGUGGUCAUCGUUCAGGUCGUACUUGUAAACAUAAUUGUUGUGCUGGUAAUACAUGGUAUGUUGAAGUACCGGUUGAAGAAAUGGCAGCAACAUUGAAAACUCCAGUCACUGAAAAAACAGUAUUUACAUGCGAAGUACCAUUCGGUUCGGUUUUAUUUUUGAACAAUUUAAUUCCACAUAAAUCAAUGGAAAACUAUAGUGGAAAUAUACGAUGGAGUUUAGAUUUAAGAUGGCAAAAACCAAAUGAACCGAAUGGAUUUUAUGGUUUAAAAGAUAACAUACUAAUGGCUAAAGGUGACGAUGAAAAUUUUAAGCCGGAUUGGGAAGAAUGGUCAAAGAUUAAUAGAACAAAAUUACAAGAAGCUGUUGUUCAAGAAUCUAUUAAAAAUGAAAUACCAGAAUUAAAAGAACGACAAAAUGAUGAUCCAUUUGACACAACAAUAUCAGGACCAUGGAUGCAUAAUUGGCCAAUUGUACAUCAUAAUAAGCAUACAGCAAACUUAACAAAAAAUACUACUAGAACUGGUUUUAAUGUAAAUCAACAUUAUUUUUCAUUUACAAUAAAUGCUUGUUUUCCUAUUUGUAUUAGAUAUGGUUGUUUAUCACAACAAAUUAUAUUCGGAGCAUCAUUUUCAAUGGGAUAUCAAGAAGAUUUAGAUAAUUUACUUUUUACAUCACCUGUCGCAUUCGGUUUGUCGAUCAAUGAAGAUUUUCAACAACAAGAAAAAGACAAACAAUGUUAG
Molecule: messenger RNA, 1311 nt
Organism: Rotaria sp. Silwood1
Lineage: Eukaryota; Metazoa; Rotifera; Eurotatoria; Philodinida; Philodinidae
Source: the annotation of a GenBank genome assembly